Molecule: messenger RNA, 2025 nt
Organism: Solea solea (common sole)
Lineage: Eukaryota; Metazoa; Chordata; Actinopteri; Pleuronectiformes; Soleidae
Gene: sugt1
Product: SGT1 homolog, MIS12 kinetochore complex assembly cochaperone
Exons: 13
Coding region: 86-1060 (324 amino acids)
Biological process (GO): protein stabilization
Molecular function (GO): protein-folding chaperone binding
Source: RefSeq, a predicted model, not a curated record
GCUGUUGCUCCUCUCUAGCUAUCACGUUUCCGCUUGUCUUCUUUUCUAGAACUUUCUCGUGACGGCCAACAUCCACACAAACCUCAUGGCAACUGAACGCAGUUUUCCGGAUAGCUUCAUUGACGAAGAUCCUCAGAAAGCUCUGGAGGCACUUAAUGAAGCUUUGCAACCAGACACAGACAAUGCUGAGUGGUUUUGCCAGCGUGCUUAUGCCCACAUCCUUCUGAAAAACUACGUUUGUGCGGUUGAUGAUGCCACAAAAGCACAACAGCUAAAACCCGGCCUUCCACUUGCUUUCAUGCGAACAGGAAUAGCAGAGUACUAUCUGAACCACUAUAAAUCAGCACAUACAGCCUUCUCUCAGGGACACCAACUGGAUGUUUCUGACACAACAUUUGAGAUUUGGAUCAAGCGGUGUGAGGAGAAGAUGGGUGAUCAGACACAAGACAACAGCGUCAACAAGCAGACACCAGCCGUUCCAGCUGUCAAACAUGACUGGUAUCAAACUGAAUCUCAAGUCAUUGUCACAGUGAUGGCCAAAAAUGUACCCAAGGAUGGUGUGUGUGUCAACUUCAUGGAAAAAGAGCUUAGUGCCAGUAUUCAGAUAUCAUCAGGUGAGAACUACAGCCUUCACCUGCACCUGCUGCACCCCAUCAUUCCGGAACAGAGCAGCUUCAGGAUCCUCACCACCAAGGUGGAGAUCAAGAUGAAGAAGACAGAUGCCAUCAGAUGGGAGAAGCUGGAGGGAGAAGGACAGGAGUCCAACAUCAAACACUUCAAUCCCCACGAGUACCCAUCAUCGUCCCACUUGACCUGCAAAUGGGACCAGAUGGUGGUGGACCUUAAUGAGGAGGAGAAAAAAGAGAACCUAGAAGGAGAUGCGGCCCUCAACAAGCUCUUCCAGCAGAUCUACACUGACGGCUCAGAUGAGGUCAAGAGAGCCAUGAAUAAGUCUUUCAUGGAGUCGGGUGGUACGGUCCUGAGCACAAACUGGAAAGAUGUGGCCAAGAAAACAGUGGAAAUGAACCCACCAGACGAUGUAGAGUUUGUGAAGUAUUGAGCUUUCAACAACCCUACCCUCUAGCCCAUUUUAAUUUGUUUUGCCUCAUCUUUCUGCACACAUGUCCACCUGGGAAUCUCCUGGGAAAAUUUGGGAGUCUCUCUGGUUGUUUGAGUUCUCUCCGCUCUUAAGUCGUCGGUCUGGUGUUGUCAGCCCGCCUCAGUGCACGGACCUUUGGUUCCCUCACGCUCACUCGACCCAACACAUGGCCUACUACUGCAAGAGCUUGCAACCAGAUGGAAGGAGUCAGUUAAUUUGAAUAAUCUGUUGAGCGGAUUGAUUUCCAUUAUCUGAUUUUUAAAGGCCAAUAGACUCUAAAGUGAAGAAAGGUCCGAGUUAAAAUGAGACUGACGGACCUGAAAACGCUCCAGUUUAUCCAUCACAUUCUUAUUCUCUUUUGGUUCUCCUCGUCUUCUAAGAAAUAUCCACAGCUUUUAUGAUUCUCUUAUCAGCACACAUUAAGUAACACAAUUAAGAUCUUAUUUAAAAGUGCAUUGCAUAACUUUUGUUUUUUUUUCCUUUUGAGUGUUAUAUUCUGCAUUUCAUGAUUAGUAUAUAGUAUGUCAGACCUAACUGAGGGAGCACAUGUGAGUAUACAGUGGCAGUGCAGGGGCAAGAAGUAUUAAUCCUGUCAAAAAUGCUGAAUGACCAGGUUUUUUGAGCAGUAAAUUUCCCUUCUGAAGCCUUUUCGGGGAGUUUUUCCUUUGUGGUUUCAGUCAUACUUCAACCUCCAUCUCACUUUACUAACACAGUGUAGCUGUUGCCUCUGCUAUACUGAGAAACACCGAGUCAUGUGGCGCUGAAGUGACAAUGAUUUCAAUGUAACGGACAUUUAUUUAAUUCUUAUCGUUACACACUGCAGUUUUAACUCAUAACUAUGAAUUCAUUUCUUGGCAGUUUUUUUCCAGUACACCCUGUAAAAAUAAAAUCAACAGCAAUACGAUUAAAAACUGACUUUCAGCCUC